Messenger RNA from Oryzias latipes (Japanese medaka), 1795 nucleotides. It is a transcript of the gene rsrc2, whose product is annotated as arginine/serine-rich coiled-coil 2. NCBI's taxonomy places the organism in Eukaryota, Metazoa, Chordata, Actinopteri, Beloniformes, Adrianichthyidae. The record is from RefSeq and is a predicted model, not a curated record.
ACGUCAACAUUUUAGAGCUAGGCAAAACUGCGGCCUGGUUGCCAGAAGCAGUCCAUCCUGGUCCGUUGAUAGCGAAUUCUAAAGUCAUUGAUCCCUUGUAUUGUUCUGCUUUCAAGUCAUGUCGGGAAGUGACAAUGACUCUGUAGACAUGGCAAGAUCUGGAUCUCCUGUUUACCACAGAAAAAAACACAGUAUGGAGUCAUCGAAAUCUCCCAGAACCUCCAAACACCACCAUUUAAAGUCUAAGUCACGCUCGCGCUCCAGGGACCGAAAAAGGGACAGAAAACACAGACGAAGUCACAGCAGGAGCAAAGAGGCACGAAAACGGGAUUCUGACAAACCAUCAAAGUCGCACAGAAAAACAGGGGAGCAGCAAGACCAAGACAGACUUGGUCCAGCGGAGAAUGGAGACGAGCGAUCCAGGCGCAAGGAGAGGAGAUCUUCGAGGGGUCGAAGCUUGUCCAGAUCACAUUCAAGAGAGAGGCGACACCACAGCAAAAGUAGAGACAAAAGGCGGUCUCGAUCACGCAGCCGCGACAGAAAGAAGAAGGCCAGGUCUCGCUCAGGCUCAAAGACCAAACAUCAUCGUCACAGCAGAAGUCGCAGCAGGAGUAGGGAACGCAAGAAGAAGAUUGAGAAAGUUAUCAGAAAGAGCCGCAGCAGGUCGGUUAGCCCAAUAAUUUUCCGUGGUCGAAACACAGCUAUGGAUGCACAAGAGGCCCUCGCCAGAAGACUAGAAAGAGCUAAAAAGCUACAGGAGCAGAAGGAGAAAGAAAUAUUUGAAAAGCAGCAGCAACAACAGGAAAUUUCUACAGCAGCUCCUGUUGCAGCCACUUCAAACCCUGCUCUCAAUGUGGCUGCCCUCCUGGCUUCUGGGACACAAGUCACGCCUCAGAUUGCCAUGGCGGCACAGAUGGCAGCGCUUCAAGCCAAAACUCUUGCAGAGACUGGUAUUGCUGUGCCCACCUAUUACAACCCCUCUGCUGUAAACCCAAUGAAGUUUGCAGAGCAGGAGAAAAAGAGGAAAAUGCUGUGGCAGGGAAAGAAAGAGGGGGACAAGUCCCAAACAGCUGAGCUGUGGGAGAAGCUAAACUUUGGAAACAAGGACCAAAACGUCAAAUUUCGGAAACUAAUGGGUAUCAAGGGAGAUGAUGAAGCAGAAGCCUCUAAACCGAUCAACGAGGAAGGCCUAAAAACUCUUCAGAAACAGGAGGAGAUGUUCCGAAAUCUUGACGUCCAGUACGAGAUGGCCCGUUCCCAGACACACACCCAGCGGGGAAUGGGCCUCGGCUUCACGUCUUCGUUCUCUCGUGGAAUGGAUUCAGUUUAGUGCCUGUGAUGCUCAUCGCCAAUCAUUCGAUCGUACGAAACUACCAAGUCAUCAAUAGCCCUCAAGCUUGCACGGAAGUCGCUUCAAAUUUGUAAUUUAUUUAUAGACAAAGGUCUCACAUAUUGUAACGUUAUAUUGUAAAUAGCAAUACACUGAUUUCAUCUCAGUGUGUGUAUGUACAUCUUUGGAAAAGGAUGCAUCAUGUUGACUUGUUGAUGCUGAAUAUACAUUUGUUUUCAAUGUUGUGGUAACUUUUUUUAAAACCCAAUAUGUACAUUAUGUUGUGACUGAGUGGACACCAAAUACACCCGUUUAGAAAGAGGCAUUGAAGGUUACCGUAGCACUGGAAUUUCUCAGCUUUGGAAAAGACUCAAAUGUCUCUUAAAUUGCCUUGAGAUGAUUAAUGCAUACAAUGACCUUUUUUUCUGAAAUGUUUCUGAAUUAAAUGGUUUUGUGUUAGGAGAA